Plasmodium malariae is the source of this 3636-nucleotide messenger RNA. RefSeq names its product RAP protein, putative. The record is from RefSeq and is a predicted model, not a curated record. The transcript is spliced from 3 exons. The coding region runs from base 1 to 3636 and encodes 1211 amino acids. Lineage: Eukaryota; Apicomplexa; Aconoidasida; Haemosporida; Plasmodiidae.
AUGAUUGUACUGGUUAACAUACUUCUAUCAGUAGCUUACGUAACAUAUACUAUAGGGUUAGCAUUUUUAUUAGCAGAAAAUAUACAUUCAUCGAUAGUUGGUGUUAUUUGUAAGAGAGUGUACAGGGUAAAUACUUAUUCAUUUAUGAACAGAACGCCAUAUGGUAGAUAUAUGAACAAGUUAAUAAUUCCCCCACAUGAGAUUCAUAAGAAUAUUGUAAAAAAAAAUAGGAAUGUUUACAAUUAUUAUCACCAUGAAAAAUGGAAUGAACAUUACCAUAACGACAUUAAUAAAUUUAUUCUCACUUUUAAUAAAAGCUACUAUUACGUAAAACAUCUGUAUGUGAAACGUACGGAUAGUAAAACUUGUACAUCUGAAUGUACAAACGAACUAAAACAUGGACAAAAUAGUAGAAAUGACAAAUAUUAUCAUAGGUCUGAUGCUAAUAUUGAGGAAAUAAUUUCCUCAAAAGGUGGGAACCUCUAUUCAGAUGAAAAUGAAAUUAGUAAAAACAUAUUGAAGGAUGGCAAUAAAAAUGAUCUUGAUCAAAGUAUUCCUAACAUACAAAAUGAUAGUAGUGUGGACAAAGGAAUGGCUGAUAAUGACGGCUUCUCUAAUUCCAGAGGUAGAGGUGGAAAUGAAAAGAGAGUAAGACAUGACAACUGGGAUGAUGAAUACAACCUAGUAAAUGAACAUGUGCUUUUGAAAAAGAACAGUAAAUCAAUCAAGGAUUUAAUAAAAGCAGGCAUAUGGAUUGUUCCAAAGGAAAACAUAAAAAUGAUUAGAGAAAGAACAGACAAGAAAAUAAACUGGAAUUAUCUUUUAAAAAAAAACAAUGAAUUGUUGAAGGAUAACAUAGAUAAAAUAUACAAUGGUAUAUAUAAUAAGGAAAACAUUGAUGAUAUAUUUUUUGUUUUUGAUACCUAUCCGUAUAACUAUUUGAAUGUCACUAUGAGUGUUUUCUCUCUUUACAAGUUUGCAAGUAGUUAUGUGAAUGAGAAGAAGCAAAAAAUUAAAAAAAUAAAUGAAAGUAAGAAAAUAUUUUUCAAUAAUUUGGACGGCGGCCUAAAAUUAGAGAGUGGUGCUGGAAACAGCGGAGGAAGCGAUAAUGGUCGAACUAGCAACAUACUGGUAGAUAACUUCUUUGCCGUUGAGGAUCCACUCGAGAAGGAGGUAGACGAUAGAAACAUGCUAAAAAUUAAAGAAGAAAGGAGGCGACUGAAUCAUAUAACGACUAAUCGGAACUUCUUAAGAGUUGUAGGGUCUAUUAGAAAACACCUAAAAAUUGUGUAUAAAAUAUUUUCAACAAAUGAGAAAUUACAAAGUUAUGAAAAAAAUAAAAGUAUGUAUCAGUAUAUACCAUACAUAAAUAUAAAGGAUAUAAUUAUUAUCCUAAGAUCCUUUUGUAUAUUAAAAUAUGAUCAUACUAGUAUAUAUAAAUAUAUUUAUUUCUAUAUAGUAUUUUUUAUUGAAAAAUUUGAUAUAUUUUACCUGUGUGAGGCAGUGUAUAUGUGUAUGAUUAAGAAGAUAUAUAUCAGACCUUUGUUUCUAAAUUUUUCUAAGCGUCUGAGGAGGUACUUUGAGGGGGAAAACUAUUCAGCUGUGGGAUUGAAAGAGGGGUUCAAGUCUAACGCGGUCGGGGAUGUCUACAACAUGGAUUCGUACAGGGGUAUCAGUAAUAGUAACUGUGGUAGCAGUGUGGUUGGCAAGGAGAUACAGGAUGAAUCGACAGGAUGCGCGAAACACCCCAAUAUCACAAAAGAAGACCAAAGCGUACUUUCCAUGUACGAAGAGAUAAACAUAUGCCAGUUUUAUAAUAAUAUGCAAAAGGCUUUGAAAAAGGAGAAAGUCAAACCUGCUUAUUUUACUCCCGCCCCAUUCAACUUAAGACCAUUUCAUUAUUCUAUUUAUCACUCGGCAAAUUAUUCUAACCUGAAUGAUUCGUUAGACGGAAAAGGAGGGGAAGAGAAGACCAACCAAGACGCAGAAGAUGACGAAAGAUACGAAGGAGAAGAGGGGGAACAAGUUAUGAAUAGCAAAGAACUGAAAAUGUUUGGCCCAGAGGAUAAGAGGAAAGAAAAAUUAGAUUUCAUUGGAAAGAAUGAAUAUACUGUUCACGUGGAUGAUUCUGCAGUUAGGUCGAACAAAAGUGAUGUAUAUAUAAAUUUCUAUGUGUACUGUUUAUACAUAUUGUGUAAGUUUCCAUAUACGGAUAUAAAAAUUUUAAGUAUAAUUACAAAUAAAAUUAUGAAUACUGUUAACGAAUUAACACUAGAUGAAUUGAUAUUAACAUUUUAUAGUCUUGCCGAGUUAGAAUAUGACCAUUUUAAUUUACAACAUCGUUUGUAUAUCCUCAUUUUUAAAAGUUUACAUUUGUUAGAUUACAGAAAUAAAGAUAUGAUUUUAAAACUAGUACGAUCAUUGCAUUUAACGAAUAAUUUACGUACAUAUGUGGAUGACGGUAGAACCCAUGAGGACUAUGCUACUGGGUAUGACCAAUAUGAACGCACUUCCACUCCCCAGCCCUUCAGCCGAACAAGCGUUAGUUCAAUUGACGGUGUUAAUAGUGUUGACACUAUUAACAGUAUAAGCAGUGGUGUAAAUAAUAUCAAUCGGGAAUAUCAGGAGCAUAGCAAGCAGCGCACCAUCGUGCAUAGCGUGAGAACCCUUAUGGUUGACUCGCUAUCAAAGAUGAUCUUAAAAAACGUAAAAAACUAUACACCCAUAGAACUAGUGGACAUCAUUCGGUACAUGUCGACAUUCGACUUUGUAAACAAAGAGUUGUUCAAUUUUGUGUUCAGCUUACCAUUUUUUAGAAGUAUAAAUGAAGAUAUACUAAAGCACUAUAAAAAUAAUAUAUAUUUCAAUCAGUCAUAUUAUGCUUAUACAAAGGAUAAUACUCUUAAUACACCCAUUGAGAUUAUGCUGUGCAAGCUGUACCAGUCAUACCUGUCCUACAAUAUGCACUUCUGUAAUAGCAAUGAUCUUCGCAGCCGUUUAGGCGAGCAGCACGAGAAUGGCAACAGGACUGAACGGGCAGAAGGAAAGGGGGUAAAUAUGGAUACAGUGAACCGAGGAGAAAUUCACAUAGGUGAAGCUCACCAUGGCGACGAAUACGUAGUACAGAGUGUUCACAAGCACAACAGAGAAAUUUCGUCAUUCAGAUUUAACGAAAGAACUCUUCAAUUACUUAAAAAGACUUAUAUGAACAAUAUGAAAACUUCUUCCUACAGCUCGUCCUCUCUACAUUAUGAAAUAGCUGAUAUCAUACAAAAAGAUUUUAAAAUUCCUUGUCAUGUAGAAUAUGAAACAGAUAACGGUAUGCUCAUAGAUAUUGCUAUAUUAUAUCAAGAUUUUAAAAAAAUAGACAAAAAUUUUCCAUAUUUUAAAAAUAUUGCUAUUGAGAUUAAUGGUCCCUUUCAUUAUAAGACUAAAUCGAUAAACGGGGGUCUUCCAUUCCUUAACACGAAAACGAUUUUAAAAAAGAGGUUACUGGAACAUGAUGAUUGGCAGGUCAUUUCGUUUCCCUUUUGGGAAAUCAAACCAUGGUUUAGCAAAACGAGAAAGGAAAACUACAUUUUGAAGGUGUUGCCACAUGAGAUAAAACAUAUUUUUAAUGAAGCUAAGAUUUUGUAA